UCGCGGCUCGGAUGGCCGAGGGUUGGCGAUGGUGCUCAGUGCGCCGAGCUCCGUGUUUGCUCCGGGGACCGUUACUUCUAGCUCAUUGCCCUGGAGCGGAGAGAGCCUUAGCUGGACCAAUUAUUGUGGAGCCACAUGUCACAGCAGUAUGGGGAAAGAAUGUUUCAUUGAAGUGUUUAAUUGAAGUAAAUGAAACCAUAACACAGAUUUCAUGGGAGAAGAUACAUGGCAAAAGUUCACAGACUGUUGCAGUUCAUCAUCCUCAGUAUGGAUUCUCUGUUCAAGGAGAAUAUCAGGGAAGAGUCUUGUUUAAAAACUAUUCUCUUAAUGAUGCAACAAUUACUCUACAUAACAUAGGAUUCUCUGAUUCUGGAAAAUACAUCUGCAAAGCUGUUACAUUCCCGCUUGGAAAUGCCCAGUCCUCUACAACUGUAACUGUGUUAGUUGAACCUACUGUGAGCCUGAUAAAAGGGCCAGAUUCUUUAAUUGAUGGAGGAAAUGAAACAGUAGCAGCCAUUUGUAUCGCAGCCACUGGAAAACCCGUUGCACAUAUUGACUGGGAAGGUGAUCUUGGUGAAAUGGAAUCCACUACAACUUCUUUUCCAAAUGAAACGGCAACAAUUGUCAGCCAGUACAAGCUAUUUCCAACCAGAUUUGCUAGAGGAAGGCGAAUUACUUGUGUUGUAAAACAUCCAGCCUUGGAAAAGGACAUCCGAUAUUCUUUCAUAUUAGACAUACAGUAUGCUCCUGAAGUUUCGGUAACAGGUUAUGAUGGAAAUUGGUUUGUAGGAAGAAAAGGUGUUAAUCUCAAAUGUAAUGCUGAUGCAAACCCACCACCAUUCAAAUCUGUGUGGAGCAGGUUGGAUGGACAAUGGCCUGAUGGUUUAUUAGCUUCAGACAAUACUCUUCAUUUUGUUCAUCCAUUGACUUUCAAUUAUUCUGGUGUUUAUAUCUGUAAAGUGACCAAUUCCCUUGGUCAAAGAAGUGAUCAAAAAGUCAUCUACAUUUCAGAUAUUCCAUUUAAGCAGACCUCUUCCAUAGCUGUAGCUGGAGCAGUAAUCGGAGCUGUUCUUGCUCUUUUCAUCAUUGCUAUCUUUGUGACUGUGCUGCUGACUCCUCGAAAAAAGAGACCAUCCUAUCUUGACAAAAUGAUUGACCUUCCACCCACACAUAAACCACCUCCUGUGUAUGAAGAACGAUCCCCACCUUUGCCUCAGAAAGACCUAUAUCAGCCUGAACACUUGCCUUUGCAGACUCAGUUCAAAGAAAGUGAAGCUGGCAGUCUUCAGCACUCUAAUGUACUAAAUAGCAGGAGUUUUGACUAUGAAGAUGAGAAUCCAGUUGGGGAAGAUGGCAGUCAGCAGACGUACCCUCUUUACAAUCAGAUGUGCUACCAAGACCGGAGCCCUAGCAAACAUCAUCAAAACGAUGCUAAGAGAAUCUACAUCAACCCACAAGAACAUUAUGUGUGAUUUUUCUCUUUUUCCAAUGAGCAUUCUAACAAAUGUUUAUUCUUAGAUUGGGGAGAGAGACUGAGGCCAAUAGUUAUUUAAUUGUCUCUCAUAUAGAACAGUCCCACUCUAAGGGUAUUGGAAGUCUUAAUGAACGACACAAAGCCAAUAGCAAAUUUCUUGUCUUCAUUAAGGGUUUCUUAACCACCAGCUGUGUUUGUGAACUUGACUCUAGCUUUGUGUGUUUCUGUGCCAAUGGUGUUUAACUACUAACAUUUGCCCUACAAUGGCAUUUUCAUUUAACAGUACAGCAUCUGCCUGUGAUAACUGCAGUGAUUCUCCAGAAAGAAAGGCCCCAGCUGGUACUAUUAACUUUGUUGGGUCUCAGGCAUGCUAGCCUGUUCAUCUGUAAUUCACACGGGCAUGAAAAUGAGUUCAGAAUCUAUUUCACUAAUUAUUUAGUUGGGAUUUGGAUUUCCCUGACAUAUUUAAUACAAUUACAAUACCUGAGGAAAGAGGCAAAGUUUGUUCUUCAUCCAAAUAGCAGCAAAAUGCAGUUGAAAACUUGGAGCCUGCUGGUUGCUUUUAAACCCUCAUGUUAUUAUGAUAUAUAUUCCUUGUUGAUCACUGAUGUCCCGAGGGAUACAUACCUCUUGCUGUUAUAUCUGCCUACUCUUGACUAGCUGUGUAUAACAAAGGUUCUUCUAUUGCUUUGUCAUUCUUCCUACAGUCCUGCUCUUUGCUAGCUAGAUUAGCCUAUUUUGCACCUAUUAAAUUCUAAAAACCUUGUUUAAAUGGUGUACAGCUUUUAACCUUGUUCUUCUUUCUCUAGUAUUUUACAUGACAGGCUCAGCUUUCACUUCUGAAAUUUCUUUCAAACCAAUCCCAGCCACAGUCUUUACCUCCCCCUCUGCAUUCUUCAGAUCACUUAUCAUCCAUGUUUUAUCUACCUCAGAAAAGCCUGCUGGAAAGUUACCAUGAAAUAACUUCUGCUCUUAAAAGCAGGUGAAAAUUUUGAAAACUUAAAAGGCACUUCAAUAUGGCAUGUUUGUUAAACCCACAUGUUCUUUAUCCCUUCUCCUGCUUUACCUGGUCACCGAGAGUCAAGAGGUGCUAAAAAGUAAACAUAAUGACUUAUCUACCAUGGUACCCUGUACACUGUAGUGCCUGUAAAUGUCUGUCUUGAGUUUUCUCAUCUCCCUUUGCUAACUUUCCUUCCCUGAGAUUGACAGUAGUAGUUACAAUGAGGUGAUUAAAGAGCAGAGGUGGAAGGAACACAGUUUCACAUGAAUGUCCAUCACUUCCUCACAUCUUAAGAAAAGCAUCUUACUGUGUGUUCUGGAAGAUUAGAGGUGUGUCAAAUAUAUAGAAAAUGCUACAAACUCUGCAUAUAUUAGGAAAGAGUGUAUAUUUGCAACCUAAACUUCAAGGGUAGAGGAGAAUGUUAGCACAGAUUUCUAAUGAGAUGCCAAAGAUACAUUACGAUUUAUAUUGUGCUGGCUCUAGUUCUUUGUCUGUUUCUUUCUUUUUUUUUUUUUUUUUUUUUUUAGUUGCCAUGCUUUAUCAAAUUAUCCAGGUAGUUUUACAGCAGAAAUAUUUUCUCCCCCAUUUACCUGAGUGACUAACAACUCUGGGAGAAAGGAUGCUUAAAUUCCAACUCAAUGCUUUAGCUAGGUAACUAGCAAUGUUAAAGUCUAUAGCUGUAAGGAUCAAAGGGUGAAUUCCAAGGAUGCUCAUUGCUACUGUGCUACCUCAGAGUAGGAGUUUACGGCCCUUUGUAGCAAAGAAUAUAUUCAACUUUAUUAUUUGGAAGACCAACACUGAAUUAGUGUAACUGAAGGUAUAGGAAUCCUGGCAAUUGUUUUCCAAUAGGAUGAUGGCUGUGAUCAGAGCUCUCCUUGACAAGGAAGUGUUUCAUAAACCCUGGAUGUUAUGGAGGCAAUAAUGUGGUGCACCAGCUCCUUUAGAAAGCUUUAGAAAUGUCAGUGCCUUACAUGUUGGCGAUAGUUUCCAGGGUCCUGCUGGCAAGUGAAUUGUUGAAUUAGUUUCACAAAAGCAUACCAUAGACCCAGGGGAGUGGCUGUCUUCAUUUGCAUAAGAGAAAGGAAUUUGGAAACACUGGUUCUCAGGAGCCCUGUGGCCUGUCUUCAGCGCCCUCCUUCUCAUGAGGAGCUUUCUGUCUACCUUUUAAAAUUCUCAGUGUAGUUAUGAAAAAGAAAUUGCAGGAUGUAGUCUCACCUCUCCUGAAGCCACUGAGUUCAAUAUCUACUUUGCCUUUGCGUCACCUGUGAUACUUCUUUAACUAACUGGUAGAUCAUAUAGCUCUUGGCCCUUUACACAGGUCACGUAAGUUCUAUAAGCUGAUCCUGGUGUCUUCCAUUUGUUCUCUCUAAAAACUGGGCUAAAUAGAAAGCAGCUUUAAAAGGGUUUGAUCAGCCAGCCCUCUCUUCAAAAGUUGCCAUCCAAAAUUAGCCUGUUGAUCUCUAAAUUUGGAGACUAGACUACUUGACAAUGCCAUUUAAAUUUGGAAAUUAGAUUCUUAAAGGUCAGUGAUUGAGGUUUAGGGUUAUAAUCCACAGCUGAUAUUAGAUACUCUUCCCAUAACUUGUUUACUAAAACACUGUGAAACAUAAAUCCCCAGAGUGCUUAUCUACUUAUGGUUGCAGCUUUGCAUUUCUGGGUGGGGUGUGCAUGCUCACCUUAAACACACAGCAUUUAUUGCCUACUUUGUAGGUAGCCCAAGCUCCAGGAGUGUGCAUUGUUGCUACAGUAGCAGAUCACAUUGUUCUUUGCACACCACACUAAGAACAGAGCAUGCACACCACCUACAAUUAGCUUGAUGUAAUGGUAUAAGAAGUCCAUGUUCUUUGGGGCAUGUAAUAUAGAAUUCUUACUGGGCCAGGCUUUUAUGUACAUAAUAGAUACUUAAGAAAUGUGCUGAAAACUAAAUGAACGGGUUUCCCCAUUACUUUCCUACGGCCUUGUUUACUUAUAGGGACAAGAUAGUUUCUUCAUCCUGUUAUUGCAAAUGAUUUCCUGGAACCCCUUUCACAGUAGUCUAAAAUUCACUAUUUGGUUUUCCAUUUAUCAUUCUUUUCCUGCACUAUACUGGUGUUCUGGCGCUAUUCUUUAUAUACAGUAGAGCUUUCUAUUAAGCCUCAUUCCCUGGAGUUUGGAAGGUAGACCAUUUACCAAGUAUCGAACGAACAGGUACUCCCAGCUUCACCUCUUUCUAGCCAUUGAAAUAGGCAAGUCACUUAACCUGUCUGGGGUAUCAUUUGCAACCUCUGAGAAUUGUGGUGAGAGUUGAAGAAGAUGAUAAUGAAUGGGAAAUUGGAGAAUUGUAAUUUUCCUUCAAACUGA
Molecule: messenger RNA, 4814 nt
Organism: Sapajus apella (tufted capuchin)
Lineage: Eukaryota; Metazoa; Chordata; Mammalia; Primates; Cebidae
Gene: NECTIN3
Product: nectin cell adhesion molecule 3
Exons: 9
Coding region: 12-1472 (486 amino acids)
Biological process (GO): heterophilic cell-cell adhesion; homophilic cell-cell adhesion; symbiont entry into host cell
Cellular component (GO): adherens junction; apical junction complex
Source: RefSeq, a predicted model, not a curated record